Messenger RNA from Sitodiplosis mosellana (orange wheat blossom midge), 3330 nucleotides. It is a transcript of the gene Ythdf, whose product is annotated as YTH domain-containing family protein. NCBI's taxonomy places the organism in Eukaryota, Metazoa, Arthropoda, Insecta, Diptera, Cecidomyiidae. Gene Ontology annotation, molecular function: mRNA binding; N6-methyladenosine-containing RNA reader activity. Gene Ontology annotation, biological process: mRNA destabilization. The coding region runs from base 1167 to 3206 and encodes 679 amino acids. The record is from RefSeq and is a predicted model, not a curated record. The transcript has 10 exons. Gene Ontology annotation, cellular component: cytoplasm.
CAGAAAUCGCCCAAACUGUUGCUCCAAAAUAGCAUUGACGAACAUCGGGCAAUACUGUGUUCAUUUUUCACCACUUGAGCAUCUAAAUUCGAUGAAUGGCCGUUCAACAAUGGGCGAAAACGAGAGGGCGAUAUCAAAUUUUACGGCGAAAACGAAACACAGCUACUAAAAAUUCUUUGAAAUGUUAUAUUCGACCGAAUGUGAAAUAGAAACAUAUGAAGCGUAUGCUUAGACAAAGCGAGCACGAAAGAGACGCAACCAAGCUAUGCACAGCGAAUAGGAAAAAAACAACAAUUCACAAAGAAAUAAUAGAUUAUUGUCCGCCAUUACGAAUACGUCUGCCGCAAAACGACGACGAUACAAGGAAAAUUCAGAAUUGUUUCAAGUGUUGUGUGUAAUAAAAAGAAUUGAACUGUUUUACCGCAGAAUCAAAGCAAAGACUUUUUCGAAUAUAAUCCAUUCGAUCGAAAGUUUAAUGUGAACAUUUUCUGUGUAAAUUGUUUCUAGCUAUUCACACAAGCAGAGAAUACAAAAAUCAUCGAUUGUUAUCUAUCAAAAAGAAUAAACCGAAACAAUUUUCAUUUUUGCUUAAUUGUUUGGUGCAAAGUGAAGAGAAAACUAAGUUCGAUUCAAGAAGAAGAAAAAUUGUGAGUGGAACUGUGUAACCGAGCGCCAAAUAGACAAUCGCUGAGUUUGGUAUACACCACACACAUCGUGCAAAGUGCAAAAUAGUCUCUCCUCUGACUAGCUAAGUGUGUUCGAAGUUCGGUUCAUUUUGUGAAGCGUUCGUUUUUUGUUUCUUUCAUUUUAUUUUGGUUUUCAAUUUUAUGCGACACGAUCUGCUGUGUGCAAUUUUUGACAGUGCCGUUCGUGUAAUAGCGACAAUUUUUUCAAAUUGUGUUCCAAAGAUUCAGAUCGAAGGUGUGUGUAUUUUUGUGUGAGAGUGUAUAAGUGACGCUAAGUGCAAAUCUCACAACAACAUCGGCAUACACGUCGAACAAUACAGUUCAGACUUGAGAGCAACCAAAAACUGAGACUUGACCAAACAACAACAACAAACAAACGUUGCAUUGUGUUUGUUGAGAGAAAAAAAAGCGAUAAACAAAAAGACUUUUCAUUUCUUUGCAUUAAAUAAAGUAGCGCGGAAUAACAAAAAGUUUUAGCCAAUGUCUGCUGGUAUAUCGGAUCAGCGAAUGAAAGGACAAGGUAACCAAGGAAUGUUUGGUCCAUCAUUCGGUCAGCAAUCAUCAUACAAUUAUUUUCCAAACAAUGGGGAAAAUUAUAAUAAAAACGCAUGGGACUCGCAACAAGUAAACGGUGCAUCGCGUCGUGGUGGUUAUGAUGAUUACAAUCGUGGAUAUGAUAAGCAACGUUCAUACGGAAGCGAUGGCAUUAAAUCAAUUGAACAUGGAGUGCAAGGUAUUGGAUUGGAUGGCGGAAAUCAGCGUGAUUCAUACUCAGCAAAGACAAAUUCCCAAUCGAACACAGCAUCGGCGGCACAACCGAAGAAAACAACGUGGGCGAGCAUCGCAUCACAACCGGUCAAGUCCUCGCAAACGCGCAUCUCGUCAACAUUGAAAAAGAAGCCGGGAAUGCCGUCACACAUCAAGGUACCGCCACCACCAAUGAUUCCUGGCAAACAUAACAUGGAUAUUGGCUUGGACUCAGAAAAGAAUGGUGCUCUAGUUCCGCCACCAGUUCCAUCGCCACCUCCAGUUAUCGAUGAACCGUCGCCAUUUCAAUUUCCGACGAAGAACCACAACAAUGCAAAUAAUAAUUCGACAAAUAACAAUUCAGAGCAGUUUCCAGCUCCAUCCAACCGAAAUGACUAUCAUCGCGACAUGAAUCGUGACAUGAACCGCGACAUGAAUCGUGAAGGUGGUUGGCAUAGACGUGAAAACGGAUAUCAUCCACAUCCACGUGAUUCGAACCGUGGAUAUCAGCCACGCUCAAACUAUGGGCCUCCUCCAAAUCAUGACAGAAAUCAUGACAGACAAAUGAACUAUCAGGAAAAUCGCAACUAUCAGCCACGGCCACAUUAUCGUUCAUCUCCACCGCAUAAUAAUCAGUUCUAUGGGCCCAAUCGUAAUGAAAAUGCACAAGAACCGCCUCCACCAGCACCAAAAGUCGAUUCAGAUGCUCCAAAGCCGGAAGAGAAUGCACCGGCUCCAGUUGAGAAGAUUUUGGAUAAAAACAACUACAAUCCACCUGAGCUGGACACUGAGCAUUUGGACAAAGCAAGAUAUUUCGUCAUAAAAUCUUAUUCGGAAGAUGAUAUCCAUCGCAGUAUCAAGUAUGAGAUUUGGUGUUCGACUGAACAUGGUAACAAGCGUUUGGAUCAAGCCUUCCGUGACGCUGAGGCCGAAGGCGGUUACAUUUAUUUGCUGUUCUCAGUGAAUGGUUCAGGUCAUUUCUGUGGUGUGGCCCAGAUGACCAGUGCCGUUGACUACAAUUCCGUUUCGUCGGUCUGGCAUCAGGACAAGUGGAAGGGCAAAUUCUCAUUGCGUUGGAUCUACGUGAAAGAUGUGCCGAAUUCGCAAUUGCGUCACAUUCGCUUGGAAAACAAUGAAAACAAAUCGGUCACCAAUUCGCGUGACACACAAGAAGUACCGAACGCCAAAGGGCAACAAGUUCUUCAGAUCAUUCACACAUUUGUUCACUCAACAUCGAUCUUCGAUGACAUGGAGUUCUAUGAACAGCGUCAAGUCGAAGAGGACACCAAACGUGUUGAUGUACCACCACCACGUGGGCCGCCUCAACCGUCAAAUUACCGUGACGGAGGCGGUUACGAUGUUGGAUAUCGUCCAAACCGGAACUAUGGUAACAAUCGUGGAUAUCAUAACAGCUACGACAACCGACGUGAUGGACGGGAUGGAAGUGGUGAAUUUUCGCGCAACUAUGAUCGACCACCACCAAACCGUGACUACAACAAUCGGCGUGAAGGCGGCUUCAUGUCCCGAGACCGGGGAGAAAGAGAUAAUAAUCGAUUUGAUUUUCGUGAUCGUAUGGAACGAAACGAUGAUCAUCAUCAAGGUGGAUUUAAACGUAAUUAUUCGAAUAAUUUCGGAAAUCGUGGUUCGAAUGGGCCAAACUCAAGCUAUCGAAAUGAUCGCUUUGAACGUAAUGAAAGAAUUGAGCGCAAUGAUCGCAUUGAACGUCGUGAAUCGCGUGAACCAGACGACGAUGAAAAUAUCGAACGCAACUGAACCUCCCUCCCCUAUCCCCGAAUAAAUCGUCGAACUGAGUGCAAAAACUGAUUUGAAACACAUAAAAAGAGAGAGAGAGAGAGUGAGGAAAGAAAACACGAACGGCAAGCAAAAAGAAAAUAAA